Messenger RNA from Alligator sinensis (Chinese alligator), 4086 nucleotides. It is a transcript of the gene TMEM184A, whose product is annotated as transmembrane protein 184A. Gene Ontology annotation, cellular component: early endosome membrane. Gene Ontology annotation, molecular function: transporter activity. Gene Ontology annotation, biological process: transport. NCBI's taxonomy places the organism in Eukaryota, Metazoa, Chordata, Crocodylia, Alligatoridae. The coding region runs from base 927 to 2234 and encodes 435 amino acids. The transcript has 9 exons. The record is from RefSeq and is a predicted model, not a curated record.
CAGAAAGGAUGGAAAUCCAGGCUAGGAGGUAUGUGUGCGCAAAACCAAUGGAGGAGACUGAGCUGAGGGGUCUCCCUUAGGGGAAGGAGGGUAUUUCCAUGCCCGGAGAUGGAUCUUUUCAAGUUCUGAGAGUUCACCUCCACAGGAGAAGAGGAAAAGCAAAUAAUGCCAUGGUGGUUUAGUUUUUAAGAGCCUCUUAAAUGACGAUUGGUGUCUCUGCAAACGGGUGGCUGAUCAGAAACCCAGAAGGUAUUUCUCUGAGUUGUACGUGGCUGUAAAAUGGGCCUAGAUAUCAGUAAGAGCCCAGCACAGACCCUAAGAGGCCGGGUAUGGGCAGCGUGCUGACUCCUCUAGCCCUUCUAGUGGGUUGCCGAGGAAAGACAUUAAUGCCUUACCGGGGCUCUUGGCAAACACCUCCUGAGAGCCCUUUUUGAGCUCCAGGAGAUGGUUCCAGGGGAAGGGCUGUGAGCAUAGCCAGGAAAAAUACCGAGACCCUUACUUGGCUCCUUGCUCCAUCUCCUUCGGGCAAACUCAGCUGUUCAUUUAUCUGCCUGCUGAGGUGUCCUCUUGGAUUUCCCCAGUCGUUUCCUGCAGUCCAGGAGGUGACUUCCUCUCCACUGGUGUUUGCUCCCUACAGAUUUGAGCUGUAUUAACUGGAGUGUCACUUGCAAAUCAAGGGAAGGGAAUCCUUCACUCUGUUCGGGACCGGUGAGGCCUCGCACAGAGAACCAUGUCCAGUUUUGGGCCCCACACUUCAAGAAAGAUAUGGACAGUUUGGAAAGAGUUCAGCACAGGACAACAUAACUGAUUAAGGGCCUGGGAGGCAAGACUUGCAAGGAAAGGCUGAAAGAACUAGGACUGGAGAAGAGCCUUGCGUGGAGAUUUGAUGACAGACUUCAAACACCUGAAGGGUGAUUACAGCGAGGAUGAAGAUGAGUAAUACCACACACACCAACGGGGCGUCUCCCACCGAGGGUGGUGUGGAGGCGACUAGCAUGGCUGCGACCAUGCUGCCAGCCGGGCUCUUCACGACGGUGGAUCCCAGCCAUUUCACUGUUGGAGACGGCUCCCAGCUUAAGGCCAUGCAGAACUACACUCAAGACGGCCAGCAGAUUUUCCUGACCACAACAGCAGCACAAGUGAUCUCUGGGCUGUUUGUGUGGUCGGCACUGAUUCUCACCUUCCACCAGAUCUACUCACAUCUGCGGAAUUACACCAUGCCCAAUGAGCAGCGCUACAUCAUCCGCAUCCUCUUCAUUGUGCCCAUCUAUGCCUUCGACUCCUGGCUCAGCCUCCUGCUCAUUGGAAGUCACCAGUAUUACGUGUACUUUGACUCAGUGCGUGACUGUUAUGAAGCAUUUGUCAUCUACAGUUUCCUGAGCCUCUGCUUUGAGUACCUGGGAGGGGAGAGCACCAUCAUGGCUGAGAUCCGGGGGAAGCCUGUUGUAUCCAGUUGCCUUUAUGGGACUUGCUGCCUGCGAGGAAUGUCCUAUUCCAUCGGGUUCCUUAGGUUCUGCAAGCAGGCAACGCUACAGUUCUGCAUCGUGAAGCCCCUCAUGGCCAUUGUCACCAUUAUCCUACAGGCAUUCGGGAAGUACCACGAUGGCGACUUUAAUAUUCACAGUGGAUACCUCUAUAUCACCAUCAUCUACAACUUCUCCGUCAGCCUGGCACUCUACGCGCUGUUCCUCUUCUACUUUGCCACCAUGGAGCUCCUGCGCCCAUUUGAACCAGUCCUCAAGUUCCUCACUAUCAAGGCAGUUGUCUUCCUGUCCUUCUGGCAAGGGAUGCUGCUGGCCAUCCUGGAGAAAUGUGGGGUGAUCCCUGAAGUUCAGAUCAUCGAUGGAAAGGAGGUGGGAGCUGGGACAGUUUCUGCUGGCUACCAGAAUUUCAUCAUCUGCAUUGAGAUGCUCUUUGCCUCCAUUGCUCUGCGCUAUGCCUUUACCUGCCAGGUAUACAGAGAGAAGAAGGAAAACUCAACAGCAAACCUUGCCCCCAUGCAGAGCAUCUCCAGCGGGCUGAAGGAGACUAUGAGCCCUCAGGAUAUCGUCCAGGAUGCCAUCCACAACUUCUCCCCUGCGUACCAGCAGUACACCCAGCAGUCCAUGCAAGAAAUGGAAAUGAAAGGCCCUGGGCAGAAUGGACAUGUGUCCUCCAAAGCUGAGGGGAACAAGGGCAAAAGAAGCAAAAACAUUGAGAAGAGGGUGCUGAUCAUCUCGGAUGAUGAACCAUAGGAGAUGCCCAAGGGGGGACAGUGACCUGGGAGAUGCUGGAACUCCUUUCUCUCUUAAUGGCUUCUUCAGUUUGGAAAUGUUCUCACAACUGGGACUGCCUGGUGUGACAGGAGCACAAUGAGAAUGACAGAUGGGCCAGAGAAACUGAGGCAUCUGCCCAAAAGCAGCCAUCACCUUUGAGAAGGAAAGAAGCAAGAACCUGAUGGGUGGGAUGCUGAGCAGGGCUGGCAUCUCCUGUCCUUUUUCUCCUGUUACUGGGGACCUGUCCUGCUCUGUGUUCCUGCUGCCAUGGCUCAAGUACUGAAGCUUUGUCAUUCAGUGGUGCCUGUCUACCCACCCCAUCAGUAUUUUGAGGCAUGUCUCUAGCUGCCAUCUUAGCACUCUGGGAAGAAACUGAGGACGGGUGGCCUGGGCUUUUGAGCAUGCCUCCCAGUGCUAAAAGAUGGACUAGUUGAAGUCAAUCCCUUCUUGCCAUGAACAGGCUGAGCAGCAGCGCUCUCAGCGUUGAGUUUUGCUCUAGUUUCUCUUGGCCUAAGUAAAGAGAGGAGCAUCUCUAAAGAUCCUGUGGAGAAGACCUGACUUAUAAGGGCAACCCACCUGGUAACUCUUUAAAAAAAACAAAAAACCCCACACACAACCCCCCCACCAAACAAAACAAAACAACAAAAAACUUGCUAUUUUUUCAUUUAAAAGUUAAAAAAAAAAAAAAAAAAAAUCUCAGGAAUUUUGUAGGAACUUGUGUUGGGGAGGAAGAAUUAACCCUGUUUUCUCCUUGGAGAGGAAUACAACAGCCUAAAAAUGUAAUACUUCUUCCUCUUCCACCAGCCCCACAAGCAAUGGUGGGGGAACUCUUUCUGGGCUGCAAUGGGGCUAAACUGCUGCUGCUUCUCGAGUUUCUAUUGGAGGAACCUCUUGUUAUUUAUGUCUCAAAAUGACUCUUCCCUCUCUGAGUGGACCAAUUGUUGAAAUGGAUGCUAAUUUGCCUAUCAAAUUGCUCUUUAGGGAUCUGAAUUGUGAGGAUUGUGAUUGGCAGCAGUAGUAGUUUAUGUACUGGGAACUGUUUGUUCCUCCUGAAAUGCUUUCUAUUAAAGCUUCCCACACUUGAAAUAUAAAAAUAAAAAAAUUAUCGUAAAAAAGCCUCUAGCUUCAUGGAGACUGGACAGUGCCAGAAGACAGUAAUUUAAUGGUAAAAGAAUAACUGUCGGACCCUUCCCAGAGCUGGGGUUACCCAGAUACAUGACUAGCAUAGCUGGAUGCUAUGCGCCUGUUAAAAAAAGAAAACACAAAUAAAAAAAUAAAAAAUAAAAAAAAAGGCCAUGUCUUCUGUUUGAAACUGAAAUGGGAGAAUAGAUCUGGUACAAGAUGCUAGGCAAGUAAAAUAUGAGUAAGGCCAUCUCUUCUUGGUGACCUGCUCAGUACCACUUAUGGGAUACAGUUGCUGUAAAAAAGUGGAUUGGGUGGGUUAUUUGACAGCAGGGGGAAAACGCACUUAAUUCCACCAACCUUCCCAUCCCAUCCCAUCCCAUCCCAUCCCUCCAGAACUACAAUGUAAAGAGAACCCUUGUCUAUCUGUGCUAGACCCUAGUCUUCUCCCUUACUAGACUGCCUUCUGGAAACUCUUGAGUGUUGGCUCUGCUUUGUCUCCAUCCCUUGGGGUUUUUCAGCUGAGUGUUGGAAGGACAGUGAGAGCUGUGCUUUAAAGUCUCAGAGCAGCUGUGUAGCUAGACACCAUCUCAAGCUGUCCUUUUUCUAGCAUUAGGAUUCCUCAAGUCUGAGAAGUGUAAAUUGAAACCAACAGUCUUGCAUUUUAUUUAUAAGAAUGUGUUUUUCAAAUAAAUGGAGAUUUCUAUUA